Phymastichus coffea is the source of this 1646-nucleotide messenger RNA. RefSeq lists its product as uncharacterized. The record is from RefSeq and is a predicted model, not a curated record. Lineage: Eukaryota; Metazoa; Arthropoda; Insecta; Hymenoptera; Eulophidae. The annotation marks the transcript as partial. The transcript has 4 exons.
AGCGACGCUGGCGCUGUCGCUGUUUCUGAAAGCCGACACGGCAAUUGUACCACCACCUUGGGCUGAUCCCACGAGUAAUCCUUGCGCUGCUCAACCACGCGGAUGGCAAUUGCUUUAUUGGCCGGCCGAUGGCAAGUGCUACAAAAUUUUUCAGAUCGGAGCACCGUGCCCUGAAACAAUGGAGCUAAGUCCAUCGGCAGUGGGCACGGAGACGAAAGCCGAGUGUCGCUGCCCACCAGGCACAGCGCAAUCGCCUCGAGACGCGCUCUGUCACCCGAUAUUUACCAGAGCGUCGUGCCCGAAGGGCCAGUACUUCGCGCCAGUGCCGGAAUCGGCCGGCAAGCCCAGCAGCCCGAACAAGCGCUGGGGCGUGUGCCGCGAGCCCGAGCAGUGUCUCGCGAGCGACCAAGUGUUUUGGCCGAAGGACGCUCAAUGUUACGCCAAGUACAGUCGAGGACCUUGCCAGAAGGGCGAACUUUUGAUUUUGGACAAAGACGGAUUGGCUACGUGCAGCUGCUCGAAAGACGGCGAGCUCGGCAAGUUUUAUUCGCCGUUCGCCGGUGGCUGUUACGAGCAUUACACGAGAGGGCCGUGCCAGCAGCCUGGCGAAUUGUUUUUACCCGGAGCUAGGUGCGGCUGCUCUCCCGAUCUACCUCAGUUCCACGUGCCUACGAAGAUGUGCUACGCGCUGGGUGGAGUGGGCCCGUGCACCGUGGGUCAGCACUAUGUGCUACCAUCCGCGGCAAAUGCCAGCCAAGCUAUUUGUGCCUGCAAACCGAGCUACGUGCCUCACGCCAGCGGCCACUGUUACCGUAUCCAUACCCAAGGACCCUGCCCUUCUGGAGAGAUGCUCGUCAACUCGACCACCUGUGUGCCGGUGCCUUGCAAACGCGGUCGCUUGUACUUCCCCCGCGAAAGAACAUGUUACAGGAUUGGCUCUCGCGGUCCUUGCCCGAAUGGCCAAGUAGUCCUUUACGACUACAGCGCCAGACCAUCCCUCGACGGUAUCAGUUACAAUGGUGUCUGCGGCUGUAAGAGCUCGAUUAAAUGCUCCUCUGAGGUGACCGAUAAUAAAUGCGAAGACACUCCGGGCAUGGUCCUCGUUAACAAAGCGUGUUACAAGUUGUACACUCGAGGACCAUGUGCCAAUGGCGAGUGGUUGGUCGCACAAAGGCAACCUAAGGAUGAAAUAGUCUGGAGGCAAAGACACAUUCUACCCAAGGCGAGGUGCGAGUGUAGACCUGGUUACACGAGAACCAGCGAAGUAGAGAGCAACAGUCUGCUCGUACCGCACAAGUGCCAACCUCCCACGGUGGGACUCGCCAAGUUCCUCAACGAGAAUGUUAAACUGAUUAAUCUCCGAUGAGGACUGUCUGUAUGGGAAGUCAAUACUGUGAUGAUGAACACUUUGUACAUAUAUUAUACACGGUUCUCAAUCCGCGAAGGCAUCGCUGUGCCAAAUAACCAAAAUACUCGUUGGUGCCUCGCGUGCGCGUUGACGGAUUCUUAAGGUUCAGUGUCUUUUACUAUUUUUUUUAAUUUAUUGUAAAUACCGUUUGUAUCUUUUCUUUCUUAACGAAGACUGCUACCUAUUCCUUCUUUCGAUAAGUGAAAUCUUGAACUUGUAAAAAGUAUAUUUGAAUAAA